GCGCUGCGCGUUCCCGAGUCUCGCGCCCGCGCCGCUCGUGCCCGUGCCGCUCGCUCCUGCGCGCGCCUCCUCAGCAUCCUUAGGCCCGGCAGCAACCCCCGCAGUCACUGGUGCGGCCGCGCCCGCCACUGGGAGGGUGCAGCCACUGGAGGAGGCUCCAAGUUGGUGGAGCGGCGGGGACCCCCUCUGCGGGCCGCUCCCCGAAAGGCGGAAAGAGCGGAGGACGGCGCGCCGCCGUCCCCGAGACCCUAGCCCCUGACCCCUGCCCGCGGCCGCAGCAUGCGCGCCCAGCCGGCGUGACCGGCUCCGCCCGCAGCCGCCCUGCAGCCCAGCCCGGCGCUCUCGCGGGUCACUCGGACCGGCGCCCGGGAGCGAUGAGCCAUGAAGCCGCCCGGCAGCAUCUCCCGGCGGCCGCCCCUGACGGGUUGCAGCCUUCCCGGCGCCUCCUGCGGCCCCGGCCGCUGCCCCGCCGGCCCUGUGCCGGCCCGCGCGCCGCCCUGCCUCCUGCUCCUCGUCCUUCUCCUGCUACCUGCGCUCGCCACCUCGUCCCGGCCCCGUGCCCGGGGGGCCGCUGCGCCCAGCGCUCCGCACUGGAAUGAAACUGCAGAAAAAACCCUGGGAGUCCUGGCAGAUGAAGACAACACAUUGCAACAAAAUAGCAGCAGCAGAAAUACCAGCUACAGCAGAAAUAACAGCAGUGCAGUGCAAAAAGAAAUCACACUGCCUUCAAGACUGGUGUAUUACAUCAACCAGGACUCAGAAAGCCCCUAUCAUGUUCUUGACACAAAGGCCAGACACCAACAGAAACACAAUAAGGCUGUGCAUCUGGCCCAGGCAAGCUUCCAGAUCGAAGCUUUCGGCUCCAAGUUCAUUCUUGACCUCAUACUGAACAAUGGUUUGCUAUCUUCUGACUACGUGGAGAUCCACUAUGAAGAUGGGAAGCAGAUGUACUCUAAGGGUGGAGAACACUGUUACUACCACGGAAGCAUCAGAGGCGUCAAGGAUUCCAGGGUGGCUCUAUCGACCUGCAAUGGACUCCAUGGCAUGUUUGAGGAUGACACCUUUGUGUAUAUGAUAGAGCCACUGGAACUGACUCAUGAUGAGAAAAGCACAGGCCGACCGCACAUAAUCCAGAAAACCUUGGCAGGACAGUAUUCUAAGCAGAUGAAGAAUCUCAGCACAGAUGGCAGUGACCAGUGGCCUUUGGUACCUGAAUUACAAUGGCUAAGAAGAAGGAAAAGAGCAGUCAAUCCAUCUCGUGGUGUGUUUGAAGAAAUGAAGUAUUUGGAGCUUAUGAUUGUUAAUGAUCACAAGACGUAUAAGAAGCACCGCUCUUCUCACGCGCAUACCAACAACUUUGCAAAGUCUGUGGUCAACCUUGUAGAUUCUAUUUACAAGGAACAGCUCAACACUAGGGUUGUCCUGGUGGCUGUGGAGACCUGGACCGAGAAGGAUCACAUUGACAUCACCAUCAACCCGGUGCAGAUGCUUCAUGAGUUCUCCAAGUACCGGCAGCGAAUCAAACAGCACGCUGACGCAGUCCACCUCAUCUCGCGCGUGACGUUCCAUUAUAAGAGAAGCAGUCUGAGUUACUUUGGAGGUGUGUGUUCUCGAAUAAGAGGGGUUGGUGUGAAUGAGUAUGGUCUUCCAAUGGCGGUGGCACAAGUAUUAUCACAGAGCCUGGCUCAAAACCUUGGAAUCCAGUGGGAACCUUCGAGCAGGAAGCCAAAAUGUGAAUGCAUAGAGUCCUGGGGCGGCUGCAUCAUGGAAGAAACAGGGGUGUCCCACUCUCGAAAGUUCUCAAAGUGCAGCAUUUUGGAGUACAGAGACUUUUUACAGAGAGGUGGCGGAGCAUGUCUUUUCAAUAGGCCAACUAAGCUGUUUGAGCCCACGGAAUGUGGAAAUGGAUAUGUGGAGGCCGGGGAGGAAUGCGACUGUGGUUUCCAUGUGGAAUGCUAUGGAGUUUGCUGUAAGAAGUGUUCACUCUCCAAUGGGGCCCACUGCAGUGACGGCCCCUGCUGUAACAGCACCUCGUGUCUUUUUCAGUCCCGAGGGUAUGAAUGCCGGGAUGCCGUAAACAGCUGUGAUAUAACCGAGUACUGCACUGGAGACUCUGGCCAGUGCCCACCGAACCUCCAUAAACAAGAUGGCUAUAGCUGCAAUCAAAAUCAGGGUCGCUGCUACAAUGGCGAGUGCAAGACAAGGGACAAUCAAUGCCAGUACAUCUGGGGGACAAAGGCUGCGGGGUCAGACAAGUUCUGCUAUGAAAAGCUGAACACGGAAGGCACUGAGAAGGGCAAUUGUGGAAAGGAUGGAGACCGGUGGAUCCCGUGCAGCAAGCAUGAUGUAUUCUGUGGAUUUCUGCUUUGCACCAAUCUUACCCGAGCUCCACGUAUCGGUCAACUUCAAGGAGAGAUCAUCCCGACUUCCUUCUAUCAUCAAGGCCGAGUGAUUGACUGCAGUGGUGCUCACGUAGUUUUAGACGAUGAUACAGACGUGGGUUAUGUUGAAGAUGGGACUCCGUGUGGCCCCUCCAUGAUGUGCUUAGAUCGGAAAUGCCUACAGAUUCAAGCCCUGAAUAUGAGCAGCUGCCCACUUGACUCAAAGGGUAAAGUCUGCUCAGGCCACGGGGUGUGUAGCAACGAAGCCACCUGCAUCUGUGAUUUCACUUGGGCAGGCACAGACUGCAGCAUCCGGGAUCCAGUUCGGAACCCCAACCCCCCAAAGGAUGAAGGACCUAAGGGUCCUAGCGCCACCAAUCUCAUAAUAGGCUCCAUCGCUGGUGCCAUCCUGGUAGCAGCUAUUGUCCUUGGGGGCACAGGCUGGGGAUUUAAAAACGUCAAGAAGAGGAGAUUCGAUCCCACUCAGCAAGGCCCCAUCUGAAUCGGCUGCACUGGAGGAAUGCCACCUUGCACUGUUGGGUUCUGGGAAUGACAUGUUUUCAGCCAUGCUGCCGGAACUCUUAAGUCUGUAAAGAAGACCCUUGGGUGGUAAUGACUACAGAGCCUCAGAUCUGAGAAUGGAGAUGGGGUACAAGACAAAGGUCCCUUUUGGAAAUAACUUCAAGUAACCCCCCCCCCCAUCACCUGUCAAUAAAGGGAAGGGGGUUAAAGACCAUGUCAUUAAAAAAAAAAAACUUCAGAAUCCUUUUUUUUCUUUUUAAAUAAAGGAGAAGGGAGUAACAACAAGUGCAAUAAAAGAACAAAUAGCAAAUGACCCUGCCCCCCAGCCUGCUGGCACUUAAUAUCUUCUAAAUGAUUUGGCAUGAUUUUUUUUCCUUUUACUAUCAAAGACAAACUCCAGUGGCAUGAAGAUCCAAUUUUGGAAAGGGUAAAAACUGCAUGGCAUAUAUAACAACAAGCUAGCAAGCCAACCUUCAGCAAAUCCUACAGUGGAAAUCCCGAGGGGAAGAUGACAGAUGACCACACAAACGCUACCUGGGUCUGGAUUAAUGCCUUUCCAUCCUCCACCACCCCUGUCCACCUCUGCCCUGGCCAACCCUUUCCCUACGUGCCCCUGGCCCACUCUAGACAUGCCCAUGGCAGCACUCAUCUGGACUGUGUUCUUGUUGAUCCGCUGUACCCAUCAUUUCUCUCCUGGACCAAGCAUCCUCUGGCAAUGGGAACUGGAACUUGAGCAAUGCUAUUGUACAGUUCUUUUCUAAGUGUAGAUAUGGAAACAAGAUUUCGAUAUGCCAGUUUGCUUGUCUGUAUGGAAAUGUUUUCCGUGCAAAGAUUCUCUCUAUACUUGAGUUUGUUGCUUGCUCCACAUCUUAUUUUUCUUUCUUUUCUGUCAUUUUCUUUCCUCCUUUGUCUCUGUCCUCUCUUUUAACAUGUCCACCAAUUGUUAAGCUUGCUUAACAAGACGGAAGUAGCCACAGAUGCAGGGAGUUUGGGCACAAAUCUAGUAUGUUUGAAACCAAAUAUUAAAAGAGUGGGGGGGGGCACAGAAAAUAACCCAUAACAAGAACACAAAAGAUUAUGUAAAUGUGAGUGGAUAUGUACUGAUGGAUCUAACACUUUUGAUGUCAUCAUAAGCACAUGUAUAUACUGUAGGAAAACAGACCCUUCUCAAAUUAAUCACAAAAGUGCCAAGCUCAUUGUUUUAGUUUCUGGUUUCGACAGCUCUCUUUCCCUGUCGUAAAUGUGAAAGGAGGAGAAACUUAAAGCCUUAAAUAAAAAAUUAAUAACUUUCAAAUGCUGGAAGCUCGGAAAAAGUUAAGCUUUACAUUCUGUUCAUAUUCAUAUGUAUUUUUUUAUAUAAAUUUCAUUUAUACUUCAUCUAACUGCCUCGGGAAGUAGCCUGUGUGACAGAGCCCCAGUGUGGCGAGGCAGCACAGCUGGUCAUUUCUGCUUAUUUCAGGUUGUCAUUCUGCAUGGUGAUUCCAGGAACUCACCCGGCUCUCAGUGUUUUGCUGAGACUCUGGGUUGCGAUGGGAUUUCACUGUGUAUGAAUCCACACCCUUCUUUCUCCUCCAGGUAGCUGGGGAGAUAGAAUCUGGGCAUUCCCAGGACUGUCUGAGUUUCCCUCAUCUUCCCCCAUUCCUUCUUUAAGUAUUGCCGGAGCUUCCAAUGCAAUCCUAAGGGAACAGGCUACUGAGGAAAUUCUCUCAGGUUUGUUUCGGACAUGCAGGUAUACAGUGAACACCCAUCAAGAAUUCAGACCCGCCAGAGAGCCCCUACUUCUCCACGGGCCCAUUUUUACCAAGAAGACAUCCAGAUAAACUAUGCAUUUCUUCCCGGCACUGAGUUACCUUUUACAUUUAGCUCUAAGGCCCUCUCCAGCAAGACCAGUGACUUGUUUUACAACAUAUUCCUUGACUAGAAGGGAGGAGGAUUUCCUAAAAAUAGACUGCAUGAAACUGGACUUUCCCUCCUCCCCCAAAGAUAUCUUUAAGUGUUGGCUUUUCACCCUCACAGAGUAGAAACCUUGAUUGCUAUAUACUACCCCAAACCAUAACUUAACAUCUUAACCUUCGGAUGGCUUUCUGAGAAACAGGUGCUAUGCAGGUAUGCAGUCUUUCGCUUGAAUUUGCUGUUUGUUUAUAUAGUAACAACAGGGCUAUCUAUAAGGCUUAUUGGUCUUAUUCCUGGUUCCAUAAGACACAGGUUGUACCCCUUUACUUAAUGGCAUUGGCUCAGCUUGGAGGAAGGUCAGAGGAAACUCAGAUGACUUGGUAUCUCUUCCUGUUGUUGCAAUGUUUCGGGGUCCACUUCACUAUGAGAUACCAAGCAGCUGCCAACCUCACCAUACUCAUUUCAUUACUAUUUCUGAGGCACCGUGGUGACUUGAUCCGACAUACAACCACAUCAGUUACAAAACAGAUCUCUAUGGUUAACUUUUGAACAUUUCACAAACAACAUUGUAAAUGUGCGAUGUUAUGUUUUAAAUCAGACCACAGUGGUCCCCAAAUACUAUGUACAUAUGACAAAUGUCAGUGUAACUUUUUGUUACACUGACAGUUUCAUAGGUAAACAAACCUACGCUCCAAUGUUAAAUUAUGCUUGUGUGUGCAAAAUGCACAAGCAUUAGGCUAUGUGUGUACGGACAUGAGGGUAGUGCAGUCGUACUGUAAGAAAUGGGUCAGAAUCAUUUUCAGUGGUGUUAGGUUAUGUAGCUUCAGACUCCAUGCUGCAUUUUCUCUUGCAUAUGCCAUCCAUUUGCUUACGUUGGAGUGUGAGUAUUUCUUCUUAUUAAUUUGAAUUCAAAGCACAAGCCUCCCAUUGUUCAACAUUACCCAACAAGAGUGUUCAGUGAUGACCGAGUUCCCAUCUCACCUGCUAUACUUUUACUGCAAUAAUUAAUGACACCUGGAUGAGGAGGCGUGCGCUGACCUCAUUGUUCACCCGGGAUAGUGCAUGAGCCCACUGAAUUAGAGCUGCUUCUACCAGCAAAGUGAGCAGUACACAUAGGUGCAUGUUUGAAACAUGAAUCACAUAGAGCUAUGGAGUUUUGCCAAAUGAUGUGUUUUCUUUUUCUUUUUUCUUUUUCUUC
Mus caroli (Ryukyu mouse) is the source of this 5994-nucleotide messenger RNA. It is a transcript of the gene Adam23, whose product is annotated as ADAM metallopeptidase domain 23. NCBI's taxonomy places the organism in Eukaryota, Metazoa, Chordata, Mammalia, Rodentia, Muridae. The record is from RefSeq and is a predicted model, not a curated record. Gene Ontology annotation, biological process: proteolysis. Gene Ontology annotation, cellular component: presynaptic membrane. Gene Ontology annotation, molecular function: metalloendopeptidase activity.